This is a messenger RNA of Cyprinodon tularosa, 1277 nucleotides long. It is a transcript of the gene ganc, whose product is annotated as glucosidase, alpha; neutral C. The record is from RefSeq and is a predicted model, not a curated record. The transcript has 3 exons. Lineage: Eukaryota; Metazoa; Chordata; Actinopteri; Cyprinodontiformes; Cyprinodontidae. The annotation marks the transcript as partial.
GGCAGCGCUGAUGGGGAACUGUACCUCGAUGACGGCCACUCCUUUAAAUACCGUGACCAAAAGGCCUUCUGCCUGCGAAGGUUCAGCAUGCUGUCAGGCCGUCUGCUCUGUCGUCCAGCCAGUGAAGAAGGACAAUUCGACUGUGAAACUGUUGUACAGUCAGUUAACAUCAUGGGGCUGAAGAACAAGCCAUCCAGAGUGAAAGUCCACAUGUCAGGCGCUGAAGCCAUCUCUGCUUCCUUUGAGUUCCUGGAGGCCGGCUGCAUGCUGCGGCUCAGCAACCUGAACCUCAGAGUGGGGGUGGACUGGGAGAUCCACAUCAGUUAAUCAUUGAAAAAUCCAUGACUGGUUUUCCUUUGGUCUUGAUUUCGUAUUCCUGUAAUGACAAAAUCAGUACAAAAAUGGUGGCUAAUUUGAUAAUUUAAAAGGGGCGAUAUUUGAAAGACAGAAACCCAUUAAAGUCGGGCAAUAUUUCAUUGCUGUAAUUAUUUUAACUUUUGUUUUUUAUAUGAAGAUCAGCAGCUAAUUCUGCAGUUUCUUGCAAAAGUAUUCAUGUCUCUUAAUUUUUUGUUGCAAUGUUUUCAGUUACAAUUUUAAUAGAUGAAUAAAAUGUAUUGGGGUAUUAUGAGAGACAAAUAGAUUUUCAAAAUGAUGGUGGUUUUCACUGACCUUAUCCUAAAGUAUGUGGGAGUAUGAAGUCAGAUUUCUGCCGAAAAGGGGCCCGCAUUAUAGAUAGUUAUGCAGGUAGUUUAUUUCAAAAAACACACGUUAACUACUCUCCAUGUGCAUUUUGAAUGUCAUCUAAUACAUCGCAACCAUGAGUUCAUUCUCCUCUUGCUUUUUAUAACUGUGGAUUCUCUCCUGUCAACUUUUGUCAUUUAGAGGGUGGAGCAAACCGGAGAAACUACCUGUGAUUGGCUACUCUUUAGAAAAUUCCGCCUCUUAAAACGGUUCUGUCUUUUUCUGGUUGGGGCUAAUCACGUUUGCAAAGCAUCGCCAGGCUAAUCCCAUUUCUCUCCAAGAGCAAAUUGGUUUAUUGAAGUCAUCUUUAAAUCCAAAAACAGUCCUAAAUAUGUUUGGACAGCAGUAUCAAUAUGCUCUAAAUGUUAAAUUAGGAAUUAUGUAUAAGCUUAAUUAUGUAUAAGUUUAUAUUGAGUAAAGGGAAGCUUGAAUUACCUUUUGUUUAUACUCUUCACAGCAGCAUUUACAUUUCUAGUUAGUUUGCAGCUACCUUAAGGAUUUUUUCUGUUGUUUCCAUCAUUAUGUUUAGAAACCUG